AAAUUUUGACACUUGCAUAAUUGUUUAUUGGUCUUUCUUCCACAUUGUGAAAUUUGUUUAGUGUUUUUUAAUGUUUUUAUAAACAGGCUUUUAUUAAACAAUAAAUUUUGAAACGUAUUACAGAAUGAGUACUCUCCCUUCUUCGCCUAGCUUCAAGCAGUACAGAAAAAUUCGUUUUGGCAACGUCAUAUAUUACGAGAAUGAUGUCAUACUUUUUACUGAUGUGGAUGGUUCAGAAGUAGGAAUUAUUAAUUAUAUAUACGACUCAAAUGACGAAAAUUUACUCAAUAUAAGAAAAUAUGUAUUUGCUAGAAAAUUAAACAAGGUCUUUAAGAAACAGGGAUUAGAAUACGACAAACAGAAUGAGGUUGUUCAAGAUUUAAGCCAGUGUUAUGACAUAUCACUAAAACAAAUUAUAAGAAAGUGCACAAUAGCUUUUCUUUGUCCGGAGGAUAAUGUAUUUUAUAUCGACAAAAAUCGGUUUGAUACAACAGAAUGUUAUUCUUGUCGUUUUUCGAUAAAAGGAAACCAACUUUUUCCUCUUUUUAGUGAAUCAAAUACUUCUUUAUCCGAUAAUACAUUAUUCACUCCAACAACAAAGAUAUUAAGUGAGAACAAUAACACACCUAACCAAACAAUGACAUUAAAUAAUAGUAUCGAAGUCUGUUUUGACAACGAAUACUAUUCUCCUACACAACGCAACCUAGUGAAGAGAAAUUUAAACAAAUCUUUUGGAAAUUCGCCAUCGACAAAAAAUGAUUCAAUACUAAAUUAUUCCAUAGAAUCAUUAUCAGACGACGAUAAUGACAGGUUGGUUCUCAAACUAAAAGUUUCCAAGAAUACUCGAAGUCCAACAAAAAGAAAUGCUAUUCCAACUGAAAAUACAGUUUCCAGUCCACCGAAAAUUCGAAAAUCUGGAAGAAGUACUACUAGGAAAUCCUACGCUGAUUAUUUAUCGCCAACCAAAAUUAACAAGCGUUUUGGGUAUCAAGACAAAUCUUCAGAUGAUGAAGAUUUUAAAACUACGAGAACCACUCCGAAACGCACACCAAUUGUGAACAAAGAGAAACUCACGAGUAUAUCUUCUUCCAAAAGGAAAGUCAAACCUCCACAACAUUAUGCAGAGGAAAGUAAGUCUAUGUAUCAAAGAACACCUAGAGGUACACCGGCUAGAAAGAGUUUGAAGUUGUCAGUAGCAGAAUCAAACAAUUCUCCAACUAGAAGUUCACGAAGAAAGGCAUUGCACUCUUCAAGCGAAGAUGACAACUUAGGAGUAAUUGGUACUUUAGAAAAUGAGAAUUUGAACGACUCCCUAAGGACAAACCUAUUUAAAAGUGCAUUGGUGAAGGCACCAAGAGACGAAAAUAAUAGAAAUUUAAUAAAUGUUGCAGAAUCAAGUGAUUCAGAAACCGACGACAAUGAGAAUAAUACGAAAGACUUAAAUAAAUCGUUUACAAAUACUUUGCGAGUAAACUUAAAAAAGUUAAAUCUAAGCAACGAAGAAAAUGUUAGCGGAAGCCAAGAUGCCAGCGAUGAGCUCAGGAAAGACUUAAAUAACAAGUCUGUUACCAAUGUUUUGCGAGUGCAUUUAAUGAAGUUAAAUGUCAGCAAUGAAGACAAUAGUUGUGGCCAAAUUGACAGUGAUGAGGCCAGCACCCCUAAAAAAGUGUCUAGAAGAAAAGUAUCCACUCCAAAAUCCACGAAGACUGCUGUAAGAACUCCUCGAUCUGUAAAAACGUCAAAAACGGUUAGUAAGAGUCCAGAAAAAACUCCUAGAGGCACUCCAAGGACUCCUAAAAAUACAGCCAAACUUAUCAGGGAAGGGAUUGUCACUCCAUCUAUGCAAGAGAGAAGUAAAAAAAUAAAAGGCGAUACUACACCGUUGAUGAAGGCGAGGAGUCAGCUACAUGUUUCUUAUAUACCUGAAUCAUUGCCAUGUCGAGAAAAGGAGUAUUGUGAUAUUUACAAUUUUGUAGAAGGAAAAUUGCUGGAUGGUUGUGGAGGGUGUAUGUAUAUCUCUGGAGUACCUGGUACUGGUAAAACGGCGACUGUAACUUCGGUAAUGCGACAAUUAGAGUCUAGUAAAGGUGUUCCCAAAUUCAAAUUUGUCAACGUUAAUGGAAUGCGUCUAACAGAACCUAGGCAAGCUUAUGUUGAGAUUUUGAAACAACUUACAGGAAAAACAGUUUCAUGGGAACAAGCUCAAAAUAGUUUGGAAGAAAUAUUUGUUAAGUCUAAAAAGAAAGAAUCUAUAGUUAUGUUAAUAGAUGAGUUGGACAUUUUAUGCACCAAACGACAAGACGUAGUAUACAAUCUUCUAGACUGGCCUACCAAAGCUAAAAAUCAGUUAGUUGUGAUUUCAAUAGCCAACACCAUGGACUUGCCAGAAAGGUUAUUGAUGAAUAGAGUGACUAGUCGUCUAGGACUGACCAGGCUAACAUUUCAAGCAUAUACUUUUAAACAACUGCAAGAAAUAGUCAUGAAAAGGUUAUUCGGAACUGAUAGUUUUAAUCCAGACGCUGUACAAUUUGUUGCAAGAAAAGUAGCAUCAGUGUCCGGUGACGCACGAAGAGCUUUAGAUAUUUGUAGAAGAGCUGCCGAGAUUGCCGAAUCUGAAGGGAAAUCGCAGCUAGUAACAAUGACACAUGUAAACGAAGCAUUAAAUGCCAUGAUUACGCAACCGAAAGUAUUAGCCAUAAAACAUUGUUCAAAAUUGGAGCAGAUUAUUAUGCAGUCUAUAGUAGCCGAGGUGGAGAGGACUGGGGUUGAAGAAACAACCUUCUGUGAUGUAUAUAAAAUGUUAGUGACUUGCUCAGCUAUAGAAGGAUUCAAAAUGGUGUCAUCUACAAUCGCCCAAAGAGCCGUUUGCAGAUUAAGCGCCUCUAGGUUAAUUCUAGCCGAUCAAAAAUGUAAUAAUAUUCACCAAAAAAUUAUUCUUAACGUUAGUAUCGACGACGUGUAUUACGCACUACAGAAAAAUAACGGAUAAACAUUUAGUUUUUAUCUUAGGUUUUAAAUAUAUUAAUAUACUCAGGAUUUUAAAUAUUUAGAUAAUAGUCCAAGAUCCGAUAUAAGAACGACCUUCACAGAUCAGCUUAAUGGAUAAAAAUUACUUGAUAUAAAUAUAAUUUAAUAUGCUAAUAAUUAUAAAAAACAAGGGGUAUUUUGUCCUCACUAUAAUUAAUUAAUAAAUACCUAAUUAAAAAAUUACUUUUUUUGUAUAAAUUCUACUAAAAUUUUUUCGGCGUGGCCAGAUAUUUUUUUAGAUUUUUUGGAUCAUUCGAAACCAAAAAUGCCUUUUGCAAUUUUUCUCUUAAGUUGGCCGUUUUCGAGCUAUAAACAAUUAAAAACAAAAAAAAAAAACGAAUUGUGACGAUUUUAUAAGGCUUAAAAACAUAAUUUUUUUUUUUGAAAUUACGAAGGACAUAAAUUCAAGUUCUAACCGUAUUCUAUCAGUUCUUGAAGUAUUUUGGGUUUAUUUUAUUUUAAAACAUUGUUUUUAGUUGUUAAUGCAGCCCAAUCGCCUGUCUUCUCAUAAGAAACCUUCUUCAUUAUCAAUUAAAAAAUAUAAUAUUUUGGAAUAAAACAUUUUUAUAGAGACCUGAUAGAAGAUUUGAACUUGAAUGUAGGUACUUGAUGAUCACAAAAAUAAUAUUUUUUACUUGUAUUUUUGAGCCUUGAAAAUCGUAAUUUUUCGUUCUUUUUUCAGUUUUAAAUUGAUUGAAAUCGAAAACGAUCAACAAGAGAAAAAUUACAAAAAACCUUUCUUGUUUCGAAUGAUCCAAAAAGUCUAAAGCCGGAUCUAUGCCCGGACCGAAAACCUUUUUAAUAGAAUUUCUAAAAAAAGGAAUUUUUAAUUAUUUAUAGUCUGGACAAAAUUAUAUCGGGCACUUCUAGUUUUUUAUAAUUUUUGACAUACUAAAUUACAUAUCAAAUAAUUUUUAUCCAUUAGACAGAUCGUUGGGAGGUCGUUCUUAUAUCGGAUCCUCUACUGACAGUAAGUUUUAUUGAAUCCGAAAUGUUUCUUGAAGUGUUAUGGAACUUUUGUUACUUCCAUGUUUUGAAAAUAUGCGAACUAUUUUAAAGUGAAUUUGUUGUGAAGCAAUCGAAUUAUUGUUAAAAAAUUGAUAUAUUUAUUGUAUAACAGUUGAUAGAUUUGACUGCUACUGACAAAAAUUGAUUGCUGUAUAUUUAAAUUAAAGUUUAAUUAAAUUAGUUUUCUAAAUUUUCACAUAAAUAUAUAUUAUUAACUGUGGCUUGGUUUAAGAAGUGCCAAUCUCAGAAAAACAAUUUUUUGGUAAUCUGAGUUCAAAAAAAUUCCUUUUUGUCACUGUCCUAAAAUUUAUUUUAUGUGGUUGAUAUUUUGGGAAUAGCGUAAUUAAAUCAUUAUUAUUAUUAUUUCUGACAUAUUUUUAAAAUAUCUUUAAAAAUACUAAGGAAAUUGUUUUAAUUUUACUGUGGUUUUUAGCACUAUCACAAUAAUCACUACACAUUUUUAAAUACUGAAUACAUUUAUUUAACCAUUCGAUUAAAUAUAAAUUUGCAAGUAUAAAAAUAUUAAAAAAAUAAUGAAAGUUUCUUAUUGAUGAAAACUUUUAAGCAAAACAAUUAAAAAUUAAAUUUAACAAAAAAGUAUUGCCCAUUAUGUCUCUUUGUUAGUCACUUUCAUUUUUCCUUUCUUUAUCUGGUACGUAUUCAUCUUCGUUUGUAGCAUUAGCAGCUAAAUUGAAAUAGCCCAGAGAAAUAAGGUAUUCCCAUGACUUUAAUCCGGCGAGGUAUCUGACAAUUUUUUUGAGUUUAUAGUACUCGAUAUCCAAACCUCCAUGUUUUCUGCAAUGUAAAAUUCGCUCUAUAAACUAUAUCUUUGGUUCUUGUUGAUGGAUUUUGACGUUUUAUUUUUAGUUUGUGUGUACUCUGAUCGUACAUUAUGAAUGUAUCUUUUUUGCCAUCAAGUUUUUUAAUGUUGAAAAUGGUUUUUCUAACUUUUUUCUUUAAUUUCAACUUUCACUUGUUUAUGCUACAUGUGAAAUUAUGUGAAAUUAUUUUAGUUAAUUUUUUGACUUAUGUUAUUACAAAAAAGGUUGUUUGGGAUAAACAAAUUAAAUACAUAACUACUUUUAAACUUCUUGUUCUUCUACGGCACUACAGCCCAAAUUGAGCCAAACUACUUUUAAACUUAAUCACUCUGAAAUUUUAACCAUAUUUUUAAUAGGUACUACAGUCCCUGGCCAAAUUAUUAGACGCACUAGAUUAGACAGUAGAUUUUAUAAAAAAUGUUAAUUAUGAGGCGAUACUACGUAGGUUUUUUGUAUGUACCAGACACAAUGUAUGCUGUCUGGUUGUCCAUUUAAUUGUCUAUAUUUUAUCACAAAUAAAACAACAUUAUUAUUGAAAAUAUGUAUUUAUUGACUCUUGAAGGAAAACAAAAAUAACGACAAUUAAAUGUUAUUUUGUUGAGCCGCCUUUAGCCACUAUUAGAGCUUUAAUUUUACAGGUAUCGUAGUACAGGUUUGCAGUGAUAAUAUGCCGCGCAUAAUUAAAGCUCUAAUAGUGGCUAAAGGUGGCUCAACAAAAUAUUUAACAUUUAAUUGUCGUUAUUUUUGUUUUUUUCAAGAGUCAAUAAAUACAUAUUUGUUCAAUAAUAAUGAUGAUUAGUUUGUGAUAAAAACUAGACAAUUAAAUGGACAACAAAAUAAUAGAUAUACAUUGUGUCUGGUACAUACAAGAAACCUAUUUAGUAUCACCUCAUAAUUACUUUUUUUAUAACAUCUUAUAGUGCGUCUAAUAAUAUGGCCAGGGACUGUAUAUGUAAUCAGUUUUCACAAAAUAUUAAAGCUAUAGGUCCAUUUUGACAAUGAUUUAUUGAAAAUUAACAAUUCGGUUUUUGUACAGUUUUCUAAGCAACAGUUGAGUAAAUACAUUCAUAAAUCGCCACUUUGAAGUUUUAAACGUGCUUUAUCAAAUAAUUACCUUCAAAUUCGUUCAAAAUUCUUUACUUUUUACUGGUAAAAAAGUUCUUAAAAUUGUGCAUUUUGGCCUUAAGUUGUUAAUAAUUUAAAAAGUCCACCUGAUCUACUGCAUGAGUCAUUGAGGUUUUGGAUAUCAAGGUUUAUAGAAGUCAAAAAACUUGUUAUAUGCCUGACCGGUCAAAGUCCCAAUAGGGUACUUUCAUAUCUUCACUACUCUGGACUAACAUAGAACUGACGACUAGUAGUAGGUUGAAUAUAGUCCAGUAAAUAUUUAUUUUUUUAACGCUUUCGUUCACCAUGUCAUCAAUUGAUGACAACCUAUUCUAUAACUUUUUUUAUGUAGCAUUUGUUUUUACCCUCGUAACAUAUUGUCCCCGAUUAUGGACAUCCCAUUCCGUCCAAUGAGUACUUGUGCUGCCAUCUAACGGCUUUUGAACAAAAUAUUUAAUUUGUUGAAAUACCUAUAGGUAUUUAUUUUUACUUAUGACUGGUGUAUACAGCGCCAAUUCAUUUGAAAGUUUUUUCGUUAAUGUGAACAAUUGUUAUUGAACGUGUCGUAUGGUAUUCAUAAAUAGUAGUUGUUAAAAAGCUAUUGUUAAUAGCGGUUUUGCUUAAAAAUAGCUACCACGGAUUUUCUGAAAAGCAGGUACUCGUUUGUGGACGUUGUGAGUCAACAGAAAAAUUAAUUUUUAGGUAAAUUGCCUUGGCUGUAAGGGCCAAUCACGAAUGACAUGCGACAAAUACAAUGUUCAUUUCUGUAUAAGUGAAGAAAAACAUUGUUUUAUUAGAUGCCAUACAUUACUUAUUGCAUAAAAUACUUUAGUUUUUGCUUUUUGUCAGUAUUUAAAAUUUUUACUCUAUUGGCUCACGAUGUCCUGAAAUGAGGACAUCUUGUAGUGACCAAACUGGGCAUUUUAAAAAUGUAAAACUAAUAUCAAAAAUCUCGCGGUUGCAAAUUUCAGAUUCUAGCUUAAAGAAAUUUAAUUCGUGAACGAAAGGGUUAUUUGUAACUUCUGGGAGUGAUAUCACUUUCUGAUAGAUCAGUGAUAAAUAUUUUAACGAGUUAUAGUUACUUCUACCACAUCGAGUCAAAUCGAGGACUUUGAUCUCUUCUUGUUUAAAUGGAUAUUUGUAAAACGUUUUAAAUAGAGAGUAUGCGGAGUACUGGAUCCAUUUUGUUUAAUCAUCGCAUUGUGUCGCUCUGUGUGACGGUUUAUCAAUUUUUUUUAAAGAAACAAACAUUUUGAAAAUUUGUGAUUUUUCUUUUAGGUUUUAUUUAUUUUUGUAUUGUAUAUAUUAGUUACUACAGGAUUUUAGUUUUGCCAUAUUCUAUGUUUAGUAGCUAACGAUAGUUUUCACUUGAUCAGGUUAAGGGUGUAGGCGCAAAAUUUCGCGCCAAUGUGUUUUAAAUGCAUUCAUUUUUUUCGAAUCAUAAGAAAAAUAAGUAUUUUUGAAAAAUUUAAACGCAGAAUGAACGAUUGCAUUAUUACCGAGGGCUGAAAGUCCCUGAAAACUUCUGUAAUGUUUAUUUUAGUAAGUUACAGGGCUGAAAAAAGGGAAAAUUAAUUGUGAUUUUAAUUCCAAAUAUCUCAUUCAAAAGAAACAUUUUGGUUAUUCAAGAGACUUUCGGCUUUCGGUAAUAAUAUAAUCUUUCACUCUGGGUUGAAAUUUUUCAAAAAUACUUAUUAGUUUUUUCAGGAUUCAAAAAAAACUGAAUGCAUUUAAAACACAUUGGCGCGAAAUUUUGAGUCUACGCUAAGUGGAGGUUGUUUCAUUAUUACGUGUUUUUUGAAGUAUUUCCUUUUAUUAUGGCCUAAGUUUAUCCUGAUUCUUCUUGUUUUAAAACAUUAUAUUAAAUGCUAUUUAAAAAAUAGGUUUUAAUUGCUUAGACGCCACUGUUUUUAUAAACAAAAAACACAUAGAAAAUUUGUAUUUUACAAUUUUGUAAUAUAUUUUUGACUGAUUA
This is a messenger RNA of Diabrotica virgifera virgifera (western corn rootworm), 7935 nucleotides long. It is a transcript of the gene Orc1, whose product is annotated as origin recognition complex subunit 1. The record is from RefSeq and is a predicted model, not a curated record. Gene Ontology annotation, biological process: DNA replication initiation; mitotic DNA replication checkpoint signaling. The transcript has 13 exons. NCBI's taxonomy places the organism in Eukaryota, Metazoa, Arthropoda, Insecta, Coleoptera, Chrysomelidae. Bases 125 to 2989 code for a protein of 954 amino acids. Gene Ontology annotation, cellular component: nuclear origin of replication recognition complex. Gene Ontology annotation, molecular function: ATP hydrolysis activity; DNA replication origin binding; ATP binding.